AUGGCGGGCCAAUUAAGGUAUGACGGCCAGGUUGUGGUCGUCACAGGCGCUGGAGGUGGUUUGGGAAAGGCAUAUGCCACAUUCUUCGGCUCCCGAGGCGCCAGCGUCGUCGUGAACGACCUGGGCGGAUCUUUCAAGGGCGAAGGCAAUUCCUCAAAGGCCGCCGAUGUAGUCGUCGAUGAAAUAAAGAAGGCCGGCGGCAAGGCCGUCGCAAACUAUGACUCCGUAGAAGACGGUGACAAGAUUAUCGACACCGCGAUCAAGAGCUUUGGUCGUAUCGAUAUUCUGAUAAACAACGCCGGUAUCCUGCGAGACGUCAGCUUCAAGAAUAUCAAGGACCAAGAUUGGGACCUCAUUUUCAAGGUCCACGUCAAGGGCGCCUACAAAUGUGCUAGGGCAGCAUGGCCACAUUUUAGGAAACAGAAAUACGGUCGUGUCAUCAACACGGCGUCAGCUGCUGGCUUGUUUGGCAAUUUUGGCCAGACAAACUACUCAGCUGCCAAACUGGCUCAGGUUGGCUUCACCGAGACGCUGGCCAAGGAGGGCAUCAAGUACAACAUCUUGUGCAAUGUGAUCGCCCCCAUCGCAGCUAGCCGAAUGACCGAGACCAUCAUGCCCCCAGAUAUCCUUGAGCUCAUGAAGCCCGAGUGGGUUGUGCCUCUGGUUGCUGUUUUGGUCCAUAAGGACAACACGACCGAGACCGGCGGAAUCUUCGAGGUCGGCGGUGGCCACAUGGCCAAGCUCAGGUGGGAGCGCUCUAGCGGCCAGCUCCUCAAGUGUGAUGACAGCUACACCCCUGGGGCCGUUUUGAAGAAGUGGGACCAGGUUAUCGACUUCUCCAAGCCGCAAUACCCAACCGGGCCCAACGACUUCGUGAGCUUGCUGGAAGAGUCUCAGAAGCUUGGCCCCAACGAGGCAGGAGAGAAGCUUGACUUCUCCGGACGUGUCGCACUGGUGACCGGAGGAGGCGCUGGCAUUGGUCGCGCUUAUUCACUGGCUUUUGCGAAGCUUGGAGCUGCCGUUGUCGUCAACGACCUCGUCAACCCAGAUGAUGUGGUCAACGAGAUCAAGAAGCUGGGUGGCAAGGCUGCAGGCGUCAAGGCCUCAGCUGAAGAUGGCGAUGCUGUCGUGAAGGCUGCUAUCGAUGCCUUUGGCCGCAUUGACAUUGUCAUCAACAAUGCAGGCAUCCUGCGGGACAAGUCAUUCCACAACAUGGACGACAGCCUCUGGGACCCUGUGAUGAACGUUCAUGCUCGCGGAACUUACAAGGUCACCAAGGCUGCAUGGCCAUACAUGCUCAAGCAAAAGUACGGUCGUAUUAUCAACACUACUUCCACGAGUGGUAUCUACGGCAACUUCGGACAAGCCAACUACUCCGCAGCAAAAUGUGCAAUUCUCGGUUUCUCACGCGCUCUUGCACUUGAAGGUGCCAAGUACAACAUUUAUGUCAACACCAUCGCUCCCAACGCUGGCACAGCGAUGACCAAGACCAUUCUGCCUGAAGAGCUGGUGCAGGCUUUCAAGCCGGAAUACAUUGCGCCGGUGGUUGUCGCUCUGUCCAGUGACAAGGUCCCCAAGAACCCAACCGGAGGUUUGUACGAAGUGGGUAGCGGAUGGGUCGGCGCGACCAGGUGGCAGCGAACCAACGGUCACGGCUUCCCUACAAAUGUGCCACUCACUCCGGAAGAGGUCCUGAAGAACUGGAAGGAUGUUGUCACCUUUGACAGCCGGGCCGACCACCCCGACAAGACCCAGGCCAGCUUGGAGAAGAUCAUGGCGAAUGCUGGGAACAAGGCAGGAGGAGGUGCUAAGAGUGAUGAGCCCUCGGGCGGAAACGAGUACCUGGACGCGAUUCAAACUGCACUGAAAGCCGAGUCCCCGGGCACCGAAUUCAGUUUUAGCGAGCGUGAUGUGAUGCUCUACAACCUCGGCGUUGGCGCAAAGAGGAAUGACCUCCGCUACGUUUUCGAGGGAGCCGAGGACUUCCAAGUCCUCCCGACCUACGGCGUCAUCCCACCCUUCGACGCCGAGACGCCCUUCAGUCUGGACAGCCUCGUCCCUAACUUCAGCCCCAUGAUGCUCCUCCACGGCGAGCAGUACCUCGAGAUCCGGAAGUACCCAAUCCCCACGUCGGGUCGACUGCUCAGCUACGCCAAGCUGAUCGAGGUUGUCGACAAGGGCAACGCGGCCAUCGUCAGGCACGGCGUGACGACGGUCAACGCGGAGACCAAGGAGGAACUGUUCUACAACGAGAUGACGGUGUUCCUCAGGGGCUCUGGUGGCUUCGGCGGGCAGAAGAAGCCCACUGACAGGGGCGCCAGCACGGCGGCGAACAAGCCUCCCGGACGGGCGCCGGAUGUCGUCGUCGAGUCUAAGACGACAGAGGAGCAGGCUUGUGUCUAUCGGCUGAGUGGCGACUAUAACCCCCUCCAUGUCGAUCCCGCCUUCGCCAAGAUGGGCGGCUUCAAGGUUCCUAUCCUGCACGGCCUCUGCUUCAUGGGCGUCGCUGGCAAGGCUGUUUACGAGCAAUAUGGCCCGUACAAGAACAUCAAGGUUCGCUUCGCCGGCACGGUGCUGCCGGGCGAGACGCUGGUGACCGAGAUGUGGAAGGACGGUAACAAGGUCAUCUUCCAAACCAAGGUCAAGGAGACCGGAAAGCUGGCCAUCGGCGGUGCUGCGGUUGAGCUUGCUCCAGAUGCGAAGGGCAAGUUGUAA
Molecule: messenger RNA, 2715 nt
Organism: Diaporthe amygdali
Lineage: Eukaryota; Fungi; Ascomycota; Sordariomycetes; Diaporthales; Diaporthaceae
Product: peroxisomal hydratase-dehydrogenase-epimerase
Exons: 8
Coding region: 1-2715 (904 amino acids)
Source: RefSeq, a predicted model, not a curated record